GAAUCCAACAACCAACAAUAAUGGCGGCUCGACAAAUAUUCAGUCCAGUCUACGCAUUCGUUCGUAGAGUGAAGUGGCAUGAUUCAGUGUCGCUCGAGCCGUGCAGCUGGUAACACGCAAGCGCGCUCCGUAUUAUUUGUAAUGAAACUCUGUGUUGUUUUGUGUUCGAAUGAUUAGUGUUUUGAUUUAAAGUGACGUAUUCGAGUGUGCAGUGUGUGGUUAUGUGGCGGCAAGUGAUAUGACAGCGUGCGCCGCCAGACGGACUCCGGCCGUCUUCAUGAGGAUACUGGUGACAAGUUUGGCCCCGAGAUCAUGGUGGCUCCCAAUUCCGAGGCUCCUUCGAAUCCUCGGAUAGUAUCUAGUACACAGGAGAGUCCCUCUGCCGCUGAGGCGCGCCACAGCGCCGAUCUCUACAUACGCACCAGCUGGAUAGACGCUGCCCUAGCACUUUCUGAACUCGAAAAGGGUAACAUCGAAGGUGGAAGGACGUCGCUUUGGAUCCGAGCCUGGCUACAGGAACAGCUCUUUAUACUAGGCUGCUUUUUGCAAGGAGACGCGGGGAAAGUGCUGUUUGUCGCAAUAUUGGUGCUCUCGACUUUCUGUGUUGGACUAAAAUCGGCACAGAUACACUCGAGGGUCGACCAGCUCUGGGUUCAAGAGGGAGGUAGAUUAGAAGCUGAACUGAAGUACACGGCAGAAGCGUUGGGCGAAGCGGACUCAUCAACGCAUCAGCUUAUUAUCCAAACGGCCAAGGACCCCGACGUGUCCUUAUUACACGCGGGGGCUCUACUCGAACACCUAAAGGUGGUGCACGCGGCAACCCGAGUGACGGUUCACAUGUACGACAUCGAGUGGCGUCUGAAAGACUUAUGCUACAGCCCCAGCAUACCUAACUUCGAGGCUUAUCACAUCGAGAAGAUCUUCGAAAACAUCAUUCCUUGCGCCAUCAUUACACCACUAGACUGUUUCUGGGAAGGCUCAAAACUCCUCGGACCCGAUUAUCCUAUUUACGUUCCUAAUCUCAAACAAAAGCUACAAUGGACGCAUUUGAACCCGCAAGAAGUUUUAGAAGAAGUAAAGCAAUUGAAGUUUCAGUUUCCUUACGGGACGGUAGAAGCGUACAUGAAGAGAGCUGGUAUCACCUCCGCUUACAUGAAGAAGCCUUGCUUGGACCCAAACGACGCGCACUGCCCAAAAACGGCUCCCAACAAAAAAUCGCGACAUGUUCCGGAUGUGGCAGCAGAGUUGUCUCACGGCUGUUACGGCUUCGCAGCAGCGUACAUGCACUGGCCGGAGCAGCUGAUAGUAGGAGGCGCUACCAGGAAUUCCACUUCGGUGCUGAGGAGUGCGAAGGCCCUGCAGACGGUCGUACAGCUGAUGGGAGAACGAGAGAUGUACGAGUAUUGGGCAGAUCACUACAAAGUGCACCACGUUGGGUGGACGCAAGAGAAAGCCGCCGUUGUACUCGACUCCUGGCAGAGAAAGUUCGCUGCAGAGGUGCGUAAGAUGACCACUUCUGGCAAAGUGUCCGCCGCCUACAGUUUCUACCCGUUCUCGUCGUCCACGCUCAACGAUAUUCUCGGAAAAUUCUCGGAACUCUCGCUCAAGAACAUUAUUUUGGGAUACGUGUUCAUGUUAGUUUAUGUUUCGGUGACGCUGAUGCAAUGGAGCGACCCGGUGCGGUCGCAGGCCGGCGUCGGCAUCGCGGGCGUGAUGCUGUUGUCCAUCACCGUAGCUGCCGGUCUGGGCUUUUGCGCUUUGUUAGGCAUACCGUUCAACGCUUCGAGCACGCAGAUCGUUCCGUUCCUAGCGCUCGGACUGGGAGUGCAGGACAUGUUCCUUCUCGCUCACACGUACGUGGAACAAGCGGGAGACGUGCCCCGGGAAGAACGAACCGGUCUCGUGCUGAAGAAGAGCGGCCUCAGUGUGCUUCUGGCGUCGCUCUGCAACGUGUUGGCGUUCUUGGCAGCCGCACUGCUUCCGAUACCCGCGCUACGAGUCUUCUGUCUUCAAGCCGCCAUCCUCUUGCUGUUCAAUUUGGGUUCAAUGCUGAUAGUGUUCCCGGCAAUGAUUUCGCUGGACUUGAGGCGUCGGUCUGCAGCGCGGUCUGACGUGCUGUGCUGCAUCAUGCCCGAGAACCCAGUGCCCAAGCGACGAGUCACCGACAGGACCAGGAACAGAGGAAGCAAUACUAAAAAUAGCUGGAAAGACGCGACGCGACAACCGCUGGAUCCUGAAGAAACGGGAGAUGAAUCCAAAGUGUCAUGCAUCAGUCUGUCCUUGACGAAAUGGGCAAAGAAUCAUUACGCUCCUUUCAUUAUGAGACCAUCAAUGAAGGUAACAUCGAUGCUAGCGUUGAUCGCCGUGAUACUGGCCAGUGUCUGGGGCGCGACAAAAGUCAGGGACGGCCUAGACCUCACCGACAUAGUGCCAGAAAAUACUGACGAACACCAAUUCUUGUACCGACAAGAGAAGUACUUUGGCUUCUACAACAUGUACGCGGUCACAAAGGGCGACUUCGAGUACCCGACCAAUCAGAGGCUGCUGUACGAAUACCACGACCAGUUUGUCAGGAUACCUAACAUCAUAAAGAACGACAACGGCGGCCUCACGAAAUUCUGGUUGACUCUGUUCCGCGACUGGCUCUUAGAUCUGCAAGCGGUGUUCGAUAAAGAAGUGGAAAGCGGCUGCAUCACUCAGGAGUACUGGUGCAAAAACGCAAGCGACGAGGCCAUUUUAGCAUACAAACUCAUGGUGCAGACGGGUCACGUGGACACUCCCAUCGACAAGUCACUGAUCACCGCGGACAGAGCGAGCGGCCAUAGACUUGUGGGCAAAGACGGCAUCAUCAACACGGACGCGUUCUACAACUACUUGUCGGCUUGGGCCACAAACGACGCGUUGGCCUACGGAGCGUCACAAGGCAAUCUGAAACCGCAACCGAAAAAAUGGACGCACUCUUCUAGCGACAUGGACCUGGAAAUACCCAAGUCGUCUCCCUUGAUUUAUACCCAGCUGCCCUUUUACCUGGCAGGGUUAAGUGACACGGAGAGUAUAAAGGCUUUGAUAACGUCCGUCAGGGAGCUGUGCUUGAAGUUCGAAGCGAAGGGAUUGUCCAAUUUCCCGUCUGGUAUUCCUUUCCUGUUUUGGGAGCAGUAUCUGUAUCUGAGAACGUCGUUAUCGCUGGCCCUCGCUUGCGCCCUGUCUGCUGUGUUUGUGGCUGUAAUGGUAUUGCUGCUGAACGUGUGGGCGGCGGUGCUCGUGACGCUCGCGCUGGCUGUGCUGGUGCUCCAGUUGCUCGGCACGAUGGCGCUACUUGGCAUUAAGCUGUCCGCCAUACCGGCAGUCCUACUUGUACUGGCCAUCGGUCGAGGAGUGCAUUUCACCGUCCAUUUGUGCUUGGGCUUCGUAACGUCGAUCGGUUGCAAGCGGCGUCGGGCCUCGCUCGCGCUGGAGUCUGUGCUGGCGCCGGUGGUGCACGGCGCCGUCGCGGCCGCGCUGGCCGCGUCGAUGCUGGCGACCAGCGAGUUCGGUUUCGUCGCCAGACUGUUCCUGAAAUUACUACUGGCUCUCAUCGUUCUGGGAUUCGUCGACGGUCUACUGUUCUUCCCGGUUGUACUGGCGAUACUCGGACCGGCCGCGGAGGUGAGGCCGCUGGAGCACGGCGAGCGGCUGCCGACCCCGUCCCCGGUGCGGUCGCCGGUGUGGGCGCGGCGGGGGGCGGGCGCGGGGGGCGCCGCCGAGCGGACGCGCUGCAAGGGCCCUCCGCGCGCCGCGCCCUCCCUCACAACCAUCACCGAGGAGCCCCCAAGCUGGCACAGCUCGGCGCCCUCCGUACAGUCUUCCAUGCAGUCCAUCCUAGUGCAGCCAGAGCUCGUCGUCGAGACCACCACCUACAAUGGCAGUGACUCCACUUCCGGACGCUCUACUCCCACCUCCAAGACUACUCACACGGGCGCCAUCACUACCAAGGUGACGGCCACUGCAAACAUCAAAGUGGAGGUGGUCACGCCGAGCGACAGGAAAACUCGACGCUCCUAUCACUAUUACGACCGCCGUAGAGACCGCGACGACGAUCGGGACAGAGACCGCGACCGAGACCGAGAUAGAGACAGAGACCGCGAGAGAUCGAGAGAGAGAGACCGCAGAGACCGGCACAGAGACGAGAGGGAGCAUCGCGCGUCGCCGCGGGAGAACGGCCGCGACUCCGGACACGAGAGCGACUCCUCUCGCCACUGACACAGAGAGAAAGAGGGAGAGAGAUACUACUGGGUCUUGGUACCUGAAUGACGCGGAGGCUAUGAAGUUCGGUGCGCAGUGGGAGCCCAGCACGCGUCGAGUACGGGUCGGUACCGCAAACAUUCCACAGAGGGCGGCGCUGGUGCUUCCGCAUUGUGAUUCGAUAUUUGAACGGUGCGAACUCUUGUUAAACCAAAUAUCCACUAUGUAGAAGAUCUAAACGUUUGUGUGUUCCUAUUGUAAAGACAUUUCUGUUUCGUCAUCCGUUGCUCUUGUUAUGUUUAUUUAUCUAAAGACUGUGGUCGAUUAUUAUUAACUUAUGCUAAUUAUUUAUUUUACGUCUACGUUUUUUUUUUUUUUUUUUUAAUUUUCGACACCUGAAUCUGUGGAGUGCCUCAGAUUAAUUGUACAAAUUAUUUACGUAGUUUUAAACUAGUUUUAGGUCGCUAUUUAUGAGAUUACUUAGUGUUUUUUUUUUUAAAUAUCCAUAAUGUAUCGUUGUGAUCUUUAGGUAAAAAUUGUAACUUUAAAGACUGCAUUUUUAAUACGAAUAUACAGUAUUUUCGUGUGCUGGAUAGCGAGUGAAUGUUGAACACACAACCGAUACAUUCGCUUACCUCAGAAUGUGAAAUUACAAAAUGAGAAAUCAAAUGUGCAAAGUACUUAGUAGAGUAAAUAUAUAUUAUUUAUACGUAGAUACGUAAAUAUGUACAUAUAGCUGUAUUUAGUCGUAUGAUGUGCCGAACCAGUGACGUUUGGAUACGAAUGUAUCAUUAAUUUUUAUACAUUUUUUUUGUACUGACAUUUUGUCGAAAAACUAGAUGUUAGAAUGUGACGCGUUUAUUAGAAUAUAUAAGUUUACAAAUUAACAAAUGAUUGUAUCAUAUGAUUUAAAAAAAAAAACCAAUUUGCUCUUUUUUUUUUGUUUAAUUUGACGACGAUAUAAAUUGUUGAAGAUCAAAGCACAUUUUCAAUAUCGAUGUUUGUACCGAUUCAUUUUAUCAUAUCGUAAUAUUUACAUACAAACGAAAUUCUAAUUUAUUCUUAAUGCCUAUGCAACGAAAAUGUCUGUAUUGGAGAAAUAAUCAACAUCGAAUUAUA
Messenger RNA from Bombyx mori (domestic silkworm), 5340 nucleotides. RefSeq names its product protein patched (gene ptc). Gene Ontology annotation, biological process: negative regulation of smoothened signaling pathway. The transcript has 16 exons. The coding region runs from base 313 to 4239 and encodes 1308 amino acids. Gene Ontology annotation, molecular function: hedgehog receptor activity; hedgehog family protein binding; smoothened binding. The record is from RefSeq and is a predicted model, not a curated record. NCBI's taxonomy places the organism in Eukaryota, Metazoa, Arthropoda, Insecta, Lepidoptera, Bombycidae. Gene Ontology annotation, cellular component: plasma membrane.